GCCUACGAGAAGUUCCGUGACAAGCGCUUGGGCACCGAGGGAGUGGAUUUCUCGGAUCGCAUCGGGAAAACGCGGACAACAGGGUACGAGGCUGGAGAGUAUGAGAUGCUUGGGGAGGGACCUGGAGCCAAGGAGACGCCGCAGCAGAGGUACCAGCGGCUGCAGCACGAGGUGCAGGAGUUGAUCCGGGACGUGGAGCAGAUCCAGAGCACGGUGAAGGAGGCGGCGGCCGAGGAGGAGCUGACACCCAUGGCCUUGGCCAGGCAGGUGGAGGGGCUGAAGCAGCAGCUGCUCUGCUCCCACCUGGAGAAGGUGCUGGGCCCUGCGGCUGCCGUCGACUUCGCUGAUCCCGAGGGGGCCUUGGCCAAGUGA
Acanthisitta chloris (rifleman) is the source of this 372-nucleotide messenger RNA. RefSeq names its product dynactin 2 (p50) (gene DCTN2). Gene Ontology annotation, biological process: mitotic spindle organization. Lineage: Eukaryota; Metazoa; Chordata; Aves; Passeriformes; Acanthisittidae. The transcript is spliced from 4 exons. Gene Ontology annotation, cellular component: cytoplasm; centrosome; dynactin complex. The record is from RefSeq and is a predicted model, not a curated record. The annotation marks the transcript as partial.